This is a messenger RNA of Perognathus longimembris pacificus (Pacific pocket mouse), 3017 nucleotides long. It is a transcript of the gene Trpv3, whose product is annotated as transient receptor potential cation channel subfamily V member 3. The transcript has 17 exons. Gene Ontology annotation, cellular component: membrane. Gene Ontology annotation, biological process: calcium ion import across plasma membrane. The coding region runs from base 1 to 2382 and encodes 793 amino acids. Gene Ontology annotation, molecular function: protein binding; calcium channel activity. The record is from RefSeq and is a predicted model, not a curated record. NCBI's taxonomy places the organism in Eukaryota, Metazoa, Chordata, Mammalia, Rodentia, Heteromyidae.
AUGAAUGCUCAUCCCAAAGAGAUGGUGCCCCUCGUCAGCAGGAGAGCCACUGCCCCCACCGGGAACCCCGUUGUCCUGACGGAGAAGAGGCCAGCGGAGCUCACUCCCACCAAGAAGAGUGCACAUUUCUUCCUGGAGAUAGAAGGGUUCGAGCCCAACCCCACCGUCACCAAGACCUCUCCCCCCAUCUUCUCCAAGCCCAUGGACUCCAACAUCCGGCAGUGUCUCUCUGGGAACUGUGAUGACAUGGACUCCCCUCAGUCUCCUCAGGACGAUGUUACAGAGACCCCAUCUAAUCCCAACAGUCCCAGUGCGAACCUUGCCAAGGAAGAGCAGAGGCGGAAGAAGAAGCGGCUGAAGAAGUGCAUCUUUACUGCCGUAUCGGAGGGCUGCGUGGAGGAGCUGAUGGAGCUGCUGCUGGAGCUGCAGGAGCUUUGCAAACGGCGCCGCGGCCGAGACGUGCCUGAUUUUCUCAUGCACAAGCUGACAGCCUCGGACACAGGGAAGACCUGCCUGAUGAAGGCCUUGUUAAACAUCAACCCCAACACCAAGGAGAUCGUGCGGAUCCUGCUUGCCUUUGCUGAGGAGAAUGACAUCCUGGACAGGUUCAUCAACGCUGAGUAUACAGAGGAGGCGUAUGAAGGGCAGACGGCACUGAACAUCGCCAUCGAGCGGCGGCAACGGGACCUCGCGGGCGCGCUGAUCGCGGCGGGCGCCGACGUGAACGCGCACGCCAAGGGCGCCUUCUUCAACCCCCGGCGCCAGCACGAGGGCUUCUACUUCGGAGAAACGCCCCUGGCCCUGGCAGCGUGCACCAACCAGCCUGAGAUCGUGCAGCUGCUGAUGGAGAACGAGCAGACGGACAUCACCUCCCAGGACUCCCGCGGAAACAAUAUCUUGCAUGCACUGGUAACCGUGGCCGAAGACUUCAAGACCCAGAAUGACUUCGUUAAACGCAUGUAUGACAUGAUUCUGCUGAGGAGCGGCAACUGGGAACUGGAGACCAUGCGCAACCACGACGGCCUCACACCACUGCAACUGGCUGCGAAGAUGGGCAAGGCCGAGAUUCUGAAGUACAUCCUCAGUCGUGAGAUCAAGGAGAAGCCACUCCGCAGCCUGUCCCGGAAGUUCACCGACUGGGCGUAUGGUCCCGUGUCGUCCUCUCUCUAUGACCUCACCAAUGUGGACACCAUGGCUGACAACUCGGUUCUGGAAAUCAUUGUCUACAACACAAAUAUCGACAACCGGCAUGAGAUGUUGACCCUGGAGCCUCUGCACACACUGCUGCAUAUGAAGUGGAAGAAGUUUGCCAAGUACAUGUUCUUCCUGUCCUUCUGCUUCUACUUCUUCUACAACAUCACCCUGACGCUCGUCUCCUACUACCGUCCCCGGGAAGAAGAGCCCCAGGCCUUCCCACACCCCCUGGCCCUAACACACAAGAUGGGGUGGCUGCAGCUCUUAGGGAGGAUGUUUGUGCUCAUCUGGGCCACAUGCAUCUCUGUGAAAGAGGGUAUUGCCAUUUUCCUGCUGAGACCUUCAGAUCUGCAGUCCAUUCUGUCAGAUGCCUGGUUUCACUUUGUCUUUUUUGUCCAAGCUGUGCUUGUGAUACUCUCUGUCUUCUUGUACUUGUUUGCCUACAAAGAGUACCUCGCCUGCCUCGUGCUGGCCAUGGCCCUGGGCUGGGCGAACAUGCUGUACUACACACGCGGCUUCCAGUCCAUGGGCAUGUACAGCGUCAUGAUCCAGAAGGUCAUUUUGCAUGAUGUUCUGAAGUUUUUAUUUGUAUACAUUGUGUUCUUACUUGGAUUCGGAGUAGCUCUCGCCUCAUUGAUUGAGAAAUGCUCCAAGGACAAAACGGAUUGCAGUUCCUAUGGCAGCUUCAGCGACGCUGUACUGGAACUCUUCAAGCUCACCAUAGGCCUGGGUGACCUGAACAUCCAGCAGAACUCCACCUACCCCAUCCUCUUCCUGUUUCUGCUCAUCACCUACGUCAUCCUCACCUUCGUCCUCCUCCUCAACAUGCUCAUCGCUCUGAUGGGGGAGACCGUGGAGAAUGUCUCCAAGGAGAGUGAGCGCAUCUGGCGCCUUCAGAGAGCCAGGACAAUCCUCGAGUUUGAGAAAAUGUUACCAGAGUGGCUGAGGAGCAGAUUCCGGAUGGGAGAGUUGUGCAAAGUAGCUGAGGAGGACUUCCGGCUGUGUCUUCGGAUCAACGAGGUGAAGUGGACAGAAUGGAAAACACAUGUCUCCUUCCUUAAUGAAGACCCAGGGCCUGUACGACGCACAGUAGAUUUCAACAAAAUCCAAGAUUCUUCCAGGAGUAACAGCAAAACCACCCUGCAUGCAUUUGAGGAAAUAGAGGAAUUUCCAGAAACGUCGGUGUAGAAGCAGAGUUCAGUGCUGGUGUGAACAUGGGCUAAGUCCUGAACUUGGUUCUGGGGGCUCUGCACCAUGCUGAACUCAAAGCAGAAAGCCCCUCAUGCUGAGCAGGUGGCUGCACAAGAGGCAGCUGUCAGUGUUGGAGAGGGAGACAUCUUUGAUUCUAAGGCUCAGUGUGAGCCGUCAGGCCUGUGGCCCCAUUCCUGGGAGUCUCCUGGAGUCCUGGGGGAAGAUGUUGGUUUGAGCACAGUCAGUGUGGCUGGAAGAGACAGGUUCUUGGGAAGGGAGGGACCAGGGCCUAAGGAGUGUGUGCAACACGAGGACACAGUUCCUGCCAAGUUCUUAUCAACCUAACCCCACCCACAAAUUUCUCCAUCUCUCCCAUAUGGCUAGAUUACCUGAAUUGGUAGACAGUUCUUUGUGUGUGUGUUCUGGGGAUGGAACCCAAGGCCUUGCAUAUGUUAGGCAUUUACGUCUGGUUCUGAAUGUGCAGGGGCAGCUCAGCCAGAUAUCUUGGGGAGGAAGGGAGUUAUGGAAAUGCCCUCCUGGAACUUUCAGGAAAUGAAACCAUCCUUGAAGUGAAACCCAAAGCUCAAACUGUCUCCAACAGGAUGUUUUUAGUUGAGUAAACAACGCCGUUU